This is a messenger RNA of Manihot esculenta (cassava), 1124 nucleotides long. RefSeq lists its product as uncharacterized. The coding region runs from base 284 to 892 and encodes 202 amino acids. NCBI's taxonomy places the organism in Eukaryota, Viridiplantae, Streptophyta, Magnoliopsida, Malpighiales, Euphorbiaceae. The record is from RefSeq and is a predicted model, not a curated record. The transcript has 2 exons.
UCGAAUUCAUAAGUUUCAUAUCCGCUUCUGCUUCCUUUUCAACCUUAGCCUUUGUUUCUCCUUUAUUCACAGUUGCACAGCUCGGGUUAUGGUCUCUGGCGGUCCCAGGAAACCUGAGAGCCGCCGCUCCUUCUCAGCUCUCGGUUUCCCCCGCCUCCGCUUCUUCCGUUACCGCCGUUUGAGGUAAUUGACAACUCAAAGCCAGCAAAAAUACGCAGAGAGUAAUCUUGAUUUUGUUCUUUUCGUAGAAGAUAUAUUUUUUGCUAUAUACGUUUGAUAUAAUAUGCCGACAACACCGAAGAGUAACCGGAAAGGACAGGAUCCGGAGAAGAGCAGGAAGAACAGGCUAACGGAGAAGGCAUCGUCGUUUCACGGGAGGAUACCUAUGGAAGUGCCAGAGCCGAGGAUUCGGCGUCCAAACACGCUACCUGAUUUGCUCGGAGGCCAGAGGGUGGCUGGAGUGAGCACGGAAGCACGGCCAAAGUUGACAAAACUGCUAUUAAACGUGACGAUUCAAGGAAGUGUCGGUGCGGUACAGGUUGUGAUGACGCAGGAAUCUACAGUCGGCGAUCUGAUCGCUACUGCUAUCCGGCAAUAUAAAAAAGAAGGCCGCCGCCCAAUUGUUUCAGCCGAUCCCUCCAAAUUCGACCUCCAUUACUCGCAAUUCAGCUUAGAAAGUCUGGACAGAGAAGAGAAGCUAAUGGAGUUGGGAUCGAGGAACUUCUUCCUAUGCUCAAAAAAGUCGGUGGUUGAGAGUGGAAAUUCGAGCGAAAGUUCCUCCAGUAGCAGCGGCGUAACAAAAACGGCGUCGUCGUCAUCUUGUUCAAAAGAAGUUGAAAAAGCUGCUAAAAGCAGCUCUCCUUGGUUAAAAUUCAUGGAAUUCAUGCUGUAACCAGCAGGUGGUUAUUAAUUAAUUAAUAUUAUUAUUUUGCCCUAUAGCCUCCAUUUUAGCAAAUUAUCCAUGUAUAGAGUAGGAUUGAAUUAUAAAUGCAAUUUAAAAAAAAUGCAUUUUAUUUAGUUGAUUUAAAUUCAGUGGAGAAGAAUGUUUGCCUGUUUGUGCGACUCUCCUUGUUCUUGUUCCUUGAAUUAUAAUAUAAGUUUCUGGAAUUUGUACAGCUUUCUUA